AAAGUGAAUUGUCGUUUCUGAAACGCUGAAACUACAACUGUCUCACUCUAACUUAUUGCACUAUUUCAGAAUUCUUCGAAAAAGAAUAGGUCUUACGUAUACGUAGCGCUGCAGCGAGUCGGAAUGGCAGAUAUUUUAACUUCUAAAAUCUCGAACUUUGACGCUUAAUAUCUCGAUUCAAGAGGCCAACCGCUGCAUUUUUUUGUCAGAUUCUUUCAUUUUGAGUGAAAACGCGUCGGAUGAGUGUAUUUUCAUUAAGAUUUUAGAUAUGUUUGGGAAAGAAGCUAUUAAGCUCAUAACGGAGCUCGAUAUGCAUGAAGAUAUUCGACCAUUUAAUGAACAGGUGAUGCGACAAGUUUUUGAAGAGAUGCAAACACUUUAUGAAGCCAAUUUGAUGGACAGGUAUAACUUUCCGAAAUGUUGUUUCAGCAAUGUAAUACAGAACGAAAGAAACAAUGCGUUGUUACCGUCGGUACAUUUUCGCCAUACGGCUCUGCUCAGGAAUAAAAGAUGCAUAUUGGCGUACUUAUAUCAUCGGAUCAGACGAUUACGGCAGAUGCGCUGGGAAUUGGGCAGCAUUCUACCAACCGAGAUAACCGCUAACUUAUUGAAUGCAGAGAUGCAAUGGUUUCAGAACUAUAAUAAAUCUCUGGCCACCUACAUGAGAUCAAUAGGCGAUGAUCAUGGAUUAAAUCUGACUGUGAAUAUGAGUCCUCCAAAGACACUAUAUGUUGAGGUGAAGUGUCUAAGUGAUUUCGGUAAACUAGAACUCGAUGAUGGUGAGGUUAUUACAUUAAAAAAAAAUACAUAUCAUCUGUUACCAAGAGCUACAUGCGAACCACUUAUCAGACAAGGCAUACUCGAACACCAUAAUGCAUAAUAAUUAAAAACAGUUUCUCCCUAUUUCUAUCAUUUCUUUUACACAUUUAUAUUGUAUAUUUUAGUGCUGCAAACACUAUCAUCACUGUGUGUGCAACUCAACGUAAAAAUAAACACAUGCACGCGCGAUUAUCAGA
Atta colombica is the source of this 1016-nucleotide messenger RNA. Its product is annotated as DNA replication complex GINS protein PSF1-like. Bases 269 to 880 code for a protein of 203 amino acids. The transcript has 5 exons. Gene Ontology annotation, cellular component: GINS complex. Gene Ontology annotation, biological process: DNA strand elongation involved in mitotic DNA replication; DNA replication. The record is from RefSeq and is a predicted model, not a curated record. Lineage: Eukaryota; Metazoa; Arthropoda; Insecta; Hymenoptera; Formicidae.